This is a messenger RNA of Anastrepha obliqua, 1460 nucleotides long. RefSeq names its product phospholipase ABHD3-like. Bases 201 to 1394 code for a protein of 397 amino acids. The transcript is spliced from 7 exons. The record is from RefSeq and is a predicted model, not a curated record. Lineage: Eukaryota; Metazoa; Arthropoda; Insecta; Diptera; Tephritidae. Gene Ontology annotation, molecular function: monoacylglycerol lipase activity; acetylesterase activity. Gene Ontology annotation, biological process: medium-chain fatty acid catabolic process; medium-chain fatty acid biosynthetic process.
AAUGAGCACAGCAUUUAAGUUAUAAUUUUGUUUAUCGUAAAAAGGGCCUCAAGCAACGCCUUACGCAUUCGCACAAGAUUUGUUAUUAAGCCGCGAACUCUUAGUUUUGAAAUUUGUUUACGUAGUGUGGUUUGGGUUUGGUUACUUGAACCAAAAGUGUUUGAACGAAAAAAAAUAUUUUAUUAAUAAGCCUUUGAGCGAUGUAUUUUGAAGUCCUCAAUACGAUUUCUUGGUGGCCUGCAUUCUUCGCGGCAGUUAAUAUUUUCUUCGUUUACUAUUUCACUCAAGUCGUACAGCGCCCGCGUCUGAUUAGCGCCGAUGGACCACUAAAAGAGUUUCUGCGUUAUAAUGUUCACACAAUUAGUGAAAAGUAUUGGCCAACGUUUUGGUGCUUGGGUGGGGCCGCGCAAAUGUUGAUUGCGAACGCGAUUCGACAAUUAGUUUUACCCAAAAUCAACUAUAGACGGGAAAUACUAAAAUUAAAAGAUGGCGGUGAACUUGCCUUGCAUUGGUUGGAGGCAGGAUGCAGUGAAAAUGCACCCUGCAUUAUACUCAUACCCGGCCUUAUUGGAGAACCUCAAACUGAUUAUGUAAGGAGUUUAGCAACAAUCGCUAAUAAGGCUGGAUUACGGGUCGUCUUGUGCAAUUACCGUGGCUUGGGCGGUGUAACAUUGAAAACACCGCGAUUUUACACACUAAAUUGCUAUGAGGAUCUAGCGGAGGCGAUUCGUCAUGUGCAUGAGAAGUUGCCAAAAGAUUGUAAACUUGGUUGCGUAGCCCUUUCUCUGGGCACUUUCAUGUUGGGUGCAUAUUUGGCGCAAGAGGAAGAAGCCAGUAAAUACCUCACUGCUGCUAUGAUGAUUUCACCGCCUUGCGAUAUAAAAUUUGGUGUAAUAAAUUUGGAAAAGCCUUAUUUCAAUAAGAUCUUCAAUCAUUCAAUGAUGCGGGAAGUGUUGAAAUUGUUCAAACAUUAUUCGAUUUUAAGGAAAUCAAAUAUCGAUGUAGACUUAGUGCUAACGAGUAAAACAUUAGGGGCCUUUAUAAACAACCUAUUAGUGAAAAGUUCACUCUUUGCCAGUUUAGAAGAAUGUUACGAAGACGCAAAAUUACAUAACAAGCUGGGAAAUAUCACUAUACCACUUCUGUGCCUUUGUGCCGCCGACGAUAUAUUCCAACCAAUCCAAGCUUUGCCGCUAGAAAUUGUAGAGAAAAGUUCAAAUGUCGCAAUGGUUCUGUCGGAAUACGGCGGCCAUAUCGGCUUUCUCGAAGGCUGGUGGCCUUUUAGAAGGGAACAAUACAUGGAAAGACUUUUUGUCGAAUACUUUACUAAAGUUCUGUUCGACGAAAAUGGUUCAUUUCAAAGGCUCAAAGAACAACUAAACAAAACCAAUUAACUACCAAACUAAUUCUGUUAAUUUAAUAGGAGGAGAUGGUGAAGUUCUUAUAAAUAACAGAAAAUA